This is a messenger RNA of Pogona vitticeps (central bearded dragon), 4055 nucleotides long. The record is from RefSeq and is a predicted model, not a curated record. Lineage: Eukaryota; Metazoa; Chordata; Lepidosauria; Squamata; Agamidae.
AGCCCAUGGCUGGGGACCCGGUGGACUGGACGGUCGUCGUCCUGACCUGCCAACACAAGGACAGUGUCUUGGCCUUCCAGAAGGAGCUUGAGAUCCGGAGGGAUCGGGGUUCCCUGGGCCGGCAGCCCAUCCUGCUCACCGUGGAAGACCCGAAGGCCCAGGUCGGCAGUGGGGGGGCCACCCUCAACGCCCUCUUGGUGGCGGCGGAGCACCUCUCGGCUCGAGCAGGCUGCACGGUGGUCACGUCUGAGGUCUUGCAAACAGCCUGGAUUCUCAUCCUGCACAUGGGGCAGGACUUCUUGUUUGACGACUGCAGCCGGGCCUUCGCCUGCCUUCCGCUGGAGGACCCCACGGCCCCCGUGGAGGCCCUCGUCUGCAACCUGGACAACCUCCUGGGCACCUCGAUGCGCCAGGUCUGCCAGGGUUCCCCCCCGGGCGUGUGGGUUUGCAGCACGGAUAUGUUCCUCUCUCUCCCUGCCGGGACAGAGAUGGACUGGCAGGGGUUCCAGGGAGCGAGAGCCAUUGCUAUCCCUGGAAGUGUCUCCUACGCCAGGCGGCACGGAGUCUACCUCACAGACACCCAGGGGGUCGUGCAAGACAUUCUGUACCAAAGCCCCGAGGAGCAGAUCCAGCGGUGCCUGAGGCCUGAUGGGAAGGUCCCACUGGUGUGCGGCCUCGUGUUCUUCUCUUCAGAUGUGGCCGAGCGGCUCCUGGCCCUCCACGUGAUCCCUCCGCUCAAUGCCUGCACGUAUAUGGGGCUAGAUUCGGGCGCCCCCGCCCUCCAGCUGUCGCUCUUCUUUGACGUCUUGCUGUGCAUGGCCCAGGGGGUGGGCAAAGAGGCCUUUGUCAACGGGCAGAGCCCCAGAGUGGGCCACGGAGAGGCCCAGGAGGUGGCAGCCACGCGGAGGAGCGCCCGGUCCGUGCUGUGGAAGGCGCUCCGUGGAGUGCCCCUCACCACAGUGUACAUCCCAGGCGGUUGCUACGACUACAUGACGGCGUCUGCCAGCGACCACAUCGGCCGCCUCGUGCCAGGCGGAGGCUCUGCCCACGGCCAGUCCUUCUGCAAAGUGGCCCAUUCCCGUGUGGCUGAGCCUCAGCUGCUGGACGCCGGCUGCUCGGUCACCAACAGCCUACUGGAGGGAGCCGUCACAGUUGGGCCGGGGAGCGUCAUCCAGCACUGCUCCUUGAAGGGCCCCCUGCAGAUCCGCUCUGGCUGCCUCCUGACUGGGCUGGACGUGGCGUCUUCCGUGGCCCUCCGGAGCUGCCCGCUCCAGGAUGUGGUGGUUCAGGGUCAUGCCAUCAGGUUGAAGGACUUCCGCUGCAAAGCAUUCACCCUGAGUGGGCGCCACGAUGACUGGCAGGCUCCGGCGGAGGGAAACGGCACCUUUCUGAACGAGCCGUGGGCCGCUUUGUUCCUGAGGACGGGGAAACGGAGGGAAGACCUGUGGAGCCCGGAGACCCCCGCCUGCAGCCGCUGCCUGAGGAACGCCCGCCUGUUCCCCGUGCUCCACGCUUCGGAGCCCCUGGGGCUGGGGGACCUCCUGUGGCUGCUUGGGCCCCCCGAGGCGGGGCGGCUGCUGCUGCUGCCACGCUGGCGCAGCGCCUGGCGCAUGUCCUGGGAGGAGCUGCGGGGCUGCUUGGACCAGGAGGGGGAGCUGGCCUCCCGCCGGGCCCUCUUCUUCCAGCAGGCCCAGAGCAAAGCCCGGCGUGUGCUGGAGGGGCGCCAGAGCCGGAGCCUCCUGCCCUUGCUCCGCUCGGCCGCCCUGGAGGGCUUCGCAGAGGCCAUGCUGGAAACGCUGGACCAGGUGGUGUCGGAGGCCGGGGACCCUGGAGUGGCCGCCCGGGCCUUGGCCUGCAUCGCGGACCUCCUGGGCUGCCUGGCCCGAGGGCAAGGGGGGCUGCGGAGUGGCCCAGCCGCCAACGCCGCCUGGCUGCCUGCCUUCCGGCAUCUGGAGACAGGAAACAUCGCCGAGGGGGUGCGGGAGCUUGCCCUCGAGAGGAAGAAGCCGGAGCUGCUGGUUCGGGCUGCCCGGCACUACGAGGGCGCGGAGCAGAUCCUCAUCCGCCAGGCCGUGAUGUCUUCCUGCCAGUUCAUCCGCCUGGGGCCGGCCGAGAUGCCCCCUGUGGGCUGCUGGGUGAAGGUGGAGUGCCCGGCCCGCAUCGAUCUCUCUGGGGGCUGGAGCGACACCCCGCCCAUCACCUACGAACACGGGGGAGCGGUGGUGGACCUGGCCGUCUUGGUGGAUGGGCGGCGGCCGAUUGGCGCACAGGCCCGCCGCAUUGCGGAGCCUGAGCUGCGGCUGGUCAGCGCCAGCGGAGGCCUGGAGGGCGAGGUGGUGGUGGAGCUUGUGUGCCAGGAGCUGGAGGACCUGGCGGAUUCCUGCCAACCUCAUGCACCAGGGGCCUUGCUCAAAGCAGCUUUUAUUUGCACCCAAAUUGUGGAUCUCGCUUCCCAGAAGACCUUGCAGGAGCAGCUGAAGGAGCGUUUUGGAGGAGGCUUUGAGCUCCACACCUGGUCCCACCUGCCUCAUGGAUCAGGGCUGGGCACCAGCAGCAUCCUGGCAGGCGCUGUGAUGGCGGCCCUCUACGGGGCCUCCGGCCGCUCGGCCAGCGUGGAGUCCCUCAUCCAUGCGGUGCUCCACCUGGAGCAGGUCCUCACCACAGGUGGAGGGUGGCAGGACCAGGUGGGCGGCUUGGUCCCCGGCCUGAAGAUUGGCCGCUCAGAUGCCCGGCUGCCCCUGAAGGUGGACGUGGAGCCGAUUGCCGUCCCGGAGGGCUUCGUCCAGACCCUCAACCAGCACCUGCUCCUGCUGUACACGGGGAAGACACGCCUGGCGCGCAACCUCCUCCAGGACGUUCUCAGGAACUGGUACGCCAGGCUGCCCGCCGUUGUGCAGAACGCCAGCGCUCUUGUGGGCAAUGCGGAGGCCUGUGCCCAGGCCCUUCGAGAAGGCGACCUGGCUCUCCUGGGCAGCUGCUUGAACCGUUACUGGCUGCAGAAGAAGAAGAUGGCGCCCGGCUGCGAACCUCUGGCCGUCCGGCAUGUGAUGGAGGUGCUUAAGCCUUACGUCUAUGGGCAGAGCCUGGCCGGGGCAGGAGGGGGAGGCUUCCUCUGCCUCCUCACAAAGGCGCCGGGGAAGCAGGACGACCUGCGGAGGAUUCUGGCCGAAGCAGAGGGCCUGGAGAACUUGAGCAUCCACACGAUAGAGGUGGACACAGCGGGCUUCCAAAUGCAGUUGGUGGGGGAAGACUCCCCACAGGAGGGGCCGGCAGGAGCCUGGCCAAGUGUCCCAUCCACAGCCCUGAAUCAGAGGGAGGAUCCCCACCCAGGAGGCCUCCGGUGACCCAGGAGAAGGGGAACCGGCUGGCUGGGCUGGGCUGAACCGAGGGCAGCCCACACCUUCCAGUGGGAAACGCCGGCCUCAUAGGUGGACUCUGAGCUGCCAAGACUCCCAAGGCCAUAAGAAGAGCCCUCCGGAUGGGGCUGAGCCGGAGCUUCUCUGCUCUGCGGCCCCAGCUUGCAAAGAACCUGACCACAGGGCAGGAGAGGCGAGGGUGCAGGAGCCUCCUCCUCCUCCUCCUCCAUGUUCAGUCCAGGGGCCCGAGUUUCUGCCUUAUGACCACAAGGUGCCUUACAGAAUGAAGAAACACCAAAUCAAGUAAGAGGGAGGCAAAGCUGCCGUUCUUUCAAGAGCAAGAUCUGGCCCGGAGGGCAGUUUCAGACAUGGGCCAUUGGUUGGUCCACACAGUCCCAGGUGGUGGGGGUGGUGGUGGGGGCUGGCUCAGGUCAUUGUUUUUCUUAAAAGCUCACGUGGCUUCUGUCCUCAUGAGCAAAAAGGAAACAUCAGGGAUAGCGAGAUAGCCGCCGUCUCUCAGAGAAGCAGGGGGUGCGUCGCCCCAGCAUCCUCAAGGAAGCAGGGGGGAGCUCAAGACACCCCCAAGCAGGGCUAACGACUCAGAGCCCAGAACAGGAAGGGUCAGCCCUUUGUGUUGUCUCCCCACAAGGACUGGGCCCGGAAAAGGGAAAGACAAAUAGAGGCCUACUUUGAAAAGGA